AUGACCCCACGGGAGCAGCUGAGGAAGAUGACAGCGUUGGGAGAGCAGGGGGCUUUGGAUGAGAAGCACUGGUACCGGCUGGUCAACGGCAUGUCAGCUGGAGAACUGAGGCAGAGACAAGAGAUGAUAAUGAGGAACCAGAUGGCCAUGGCUCCACAGAUCCUCGCUCAGGGGCAGCAGAGGUUACAGGGGGUGCCACCGCAGUUCGAAUCUCGCUACAUGGAGAGAGAGCUGGUUCCCCCCUCAGAGAUGGUAGCCUCUGAAGCCAGACAGAUGCACAUGGGACCUCACCUGGGUGCACCUCUACCUCCCCAUGCCAAUGUUAUGCCUGGAAGAGCUUUCCCUGGAGCAGCUGGCUAUGGCUUCAUGCCCGCGGAGCCCAUGGAAACAGUUGCCCGGCGACAGGAGUUCAUUCACAAGCAAAACAUAGCCAGAAUGGAGAUGAAUGCCAUCCUGCACCAGAAGGAGCUGGAGAACGCCCACCAGAAAGGACUUAUGGGAAUUGAUAACCCUAUGGCGUACCCUUCCAACCCCAUGGGGUUCAGAGGUCGCCAGCGCAUGCCAGACGGCCACGAAGUCUUCGUCCACCGUCCCAGCCUGGAUGAACUGCACUCAAACAGCAUCCUCAUGUCAGCCAGCCCUUACCCACCAAUGAGCACGCUGCACAGAGAGCGGGGACGCAGGGCCGGUAGGAGGCCGACCGCUCACAAGAGCGCAGAGAGCCAUGUGUCCAACCUGAAGAGCCAAACUGAAGAUAAAUGUGUAGAGCGGAGCCCGGGAGCCACGUCAGGGGAGGAGAAAGAGGUGGAGGCAAAGGGGGACAUGGGAGAAGAAUGUGCCAUCAGCAAGACGCACCAUCAAUCAAAAAUAGACUCUGAACUUGCUGCAGGAAGCAGGAAGAACUACAAAGAGGGGGAGCCAGGCCUGCGUAAAGCCUGUGUGAACAGUCAAGAUGGGUCAGAUGUGGCCAAUAGCAGCGCAAAUGAUAAAGACAUUUCCAGCCAAUGUUCAGCUUUCCAGGAGAAAUUCAUGUAUCCCUCCGCUGGUGGAGCGCUCACAGGCAUGCCUUACAUGUUUCCAGUCCCUGGAAAUGGUUUCCUUCCACCUGGUCCACCCAAUCUCUUUCUUAACGGUGAUGAAGUGUCCGACGAUAUAAGGAAGUGGACGGUGAAUGAUGUUUACAACUUUAUCAACAGUAUACCCACAUGUUCAGAAUAUUCUCAGACGUUCAAGGACCACAUGAUUGACGGGGAGACGCUGCCACUCCUGUCAGAGGAGCAUCUACUGGACACACUGGGGCUCAAACUGGGACCAGCUCUGAAGAUCCGCUCACAGGUGUCCAGGCGUCUUGGCAACAUGUUGUACAUGAUGAACCUGCCGCUCUCCACCUCCACCCUGCAGGCCACUCAAGAGAAGCCUGUGGACCGCACCUCAGAGAUCGGCUCCCCUGUGAACUGCAACAGUGAGGAGAUGGCGGCAAGUCCAAGAGACCCUGAUGUCCUCAAAUCCACAGAUCACCUUCAGGAGACAGAAAACAAUUCCCCUCCAUCUGCCAGCGGUGAGACGGCCUGA
Cottoperca gobio is the source of this 1572-nucleotide messenger RNA. It is a transcript of the gene samd7, whose product is annotated as sterile alpha motif domain containing 7. Gene Ontology annotation, biological process: negative regulation of DNA-templated transcription. Gene Ontology annotation, cellular component: nucleus. The record is from RefSeq and is a predicted model, not a curated record. Gene Ontology annotation, molecular function: histone binding; chromatin binding. The coding region runs from base 1 to 1572 and encodes 523 amino acids. The transcript is spliced from 8 exons. Lineage: Eukaryota; Metazoa; Chordata; Actinopteri; Perciformes; Bovichtidae.